CAAAAACAUCCUUUUCAAGACAAGUAUAAAUAGCUGCUGCAUUUAUAUGUUAUUUUAUACAUCAGCAUAGCGAUGACAACUAUGGUACAAAUGAACGUAUACUUCAUCUUGUUUCUGGGAUUUGUUGCUUUUAAAGAGGUGAACAGUAAAGGCCUAGGCACUUGUCCAAAAUUUGACAUUUUUACAGCAUGUGUUAUCGAUUUUGAUUUCCAUUGUCUUGAACAAAAACAAUGCCCAUCAGGUUAUCGAUGCUGUGUCCAUGGUUGCAAUAAGCGAUGUGCAGCAGUGACAGUUAAUGGAAAACACUUAGGGUCUUGCCGUGCUUCCUAUGGUAAACGUGGAAAACAAUGUACAGUGGAUAGAAGUUGUGAGGGACAUGAAAAGUGUUGUUAUGGGAAAUGCCGAGAAGUCCGAAAACAAAUUGUUAAGGUUCUUUAUCCUAUCAAAAGUUAGUUCAUUGUAAAAUUAUACUUCUAUUAAUCAAUUUUAAUUUUGUAACCAGUAAAUCACUGUUUGUCAUUUGUGAAAUAAAAAAGAUUCAGUUAA
Molecule: messenger RNA, 546 nt
Organism: Mytilus californianus (California mussel)
Lineage: Eukaryota; Metazoa; Mollusca; Bivalvia; Mytilida; Mytilidae
Product: perlwapin-like protein
Exons: 4
Coding region: 73-453 (126 amino acids)
Cellular component (GO): extracellular region
Molecular function (GO): peptidase inhibitor activity
Source: RefSeq, a predicted model, not a curated record